Oncorhynchus mykiss (rainbow trout) is the source of this 2717-nucleotide messenger RNA. RefSeq names its product F-box protein 3 (gene fbxo3). The record is from RefSeq and is a predicted model, not a curated record. Gene Ontology annotation, molecular function: protein binding. Gene Ontology annotation, cellular component: cytoplasm. NCBI's taxonomy places the organism in Eukaryota, Metazoa, Chordata, Actinopteri, Salmoniformes, Salmonidae.
GAUAACAAGAAAGCAUGCGGAAACGCUCUGUCACAAUAGAUGGGGCGGGACUUGAAGCGAAACUCCAGGUUCCAAAAUGGCAGCGUCCAUGGAGCUAAGCUUGAACAAUUUACCCUCCGAUCCUUUGCUGUUAAUGUUAUCCUUUCUUGACUUUAGAGAUUUGAUCAGUUGCAGUUUUGUGAGUAGACGACUCAACGAGCUUUCCGGUCACAACCCAUUAUGGAAAGGCCUCUGUUUGAAACAUUGGCUCUUAACUGAGUCAGACAAAAUUCAGAAGUUUCAAACCUGGAAGGAACUCUUCCGAGAGUUCUAUACUGACUUGGGUCGUUACAUUGAUCACUAUGGCACCCUGAAGAAAGCCUGGGAUGACCUGAAGAGAUACCUUGACCAGCAGUGCCCCAGGAUGAUUGCCUCUCUCAAAGAGGGAGCAAAGGAGGAAGAGCUGGAUGGCAUUGAGGCCCAGAUUGGUUGCAAGCUUUCAAAUGACUAUCGGUGCUCAUACCGGAUACACAAUGGGCAGAAGCUGGUCGUUCCUGGGUUAAUGGGAAGCAUGGCCUUGUCUAACCACUACCGCUCAGAGGACCUGCUGGAUAUUGAAACGGCAGCAGGUGGCUUUCAGCAGCGCAAGGGCAUGAGGCAGUGUUUGCCCCUCACCUUCUGCUUCCACACAGGCCUCAGCCAAUACAUGGCCCUGGAGGGCACUGAGGGCCGCAGCCGCAGCGAGAUCUUCUACCACUGCCCGGAUCAAAUGGCACAAGAUCCAUCUGCAAUUGACAUGUUCAUCACAGGGUCCAGCUUUACUGAGUGGUUUACCUCAUACGUCCAUAAUGUGGUUACAGGAGAAUACCCCAUCAUCCGGGAUCAGAUCUUCAGGUACGUCCAUGAUAAGCAGUGUGUUGCCACCACGGGGGAUAUUACUGUUUCAGUGUCUACCUCUUUCUUACCGGAGCUUAGCUCUGUGCAUCCUCCACAUUUCUUCUUCACCUAUCGGAUCAGGAUUGAAAUGGCAAAGGAUGCCCUCCCUGAGAAUGCUUGCCAACUGGACAGUCGUUAUUGGAAGAUCACCAAUGCUAAUGGCAACGUGGAGGAGGUCCGUGGGCCAGGCGUUGUUGGAGAGUUCCCGGUGAUGACUCCGGGUAAAGUACAUGAGUACGCCAGCUGCACAACCUUCUCUACUACCUCAGAGUACAUGGAAGGCCACUACACCUUCCACCGUCUCAAGAACAAAGAGGAGAUCUUCGACGUCUGCAUCCCCCGCUUUCACAUGGUUUGCCCUCCGUUCCGUGAGUCAAUUGUACGGUCGCAGGGAUCAGCAAGGGAUGUUUCAAGUGCAUCUUUUAACGAAGACAACUCGUCAGACACCGAUGACCAUAAUGAGGGUGAGCUUCGAGGCAUUAAUAUGGCAGCCCCAGGGGGACGAUGCCCACGCCACAUCUGAUACACUUUUCUCACCACAGGACUCAAUUAGGAAAGGGGCUAGGAAGGACUUUCACAAUUACAUAAGAGUAAAUUUAGUUUUUUGUUUGUAAAGCUGUAUUUACCAUUGGCUGAUAGUCAUUGCCCUGUGUGAACCUUUCCACCCCAGCUCGAUGAGAUACUACCACAGCCUCUGCAAUAUGCCCUCCCAUGUAAAUCCAAGAUCGCUCCAUUGUUUGUUUUCUCAUUUUUUCAACAAUGGAGCGAUCUGGAACUGGACAUUGUCUAUUGAGAGCAGGGUUGUCACCUCUUUUUCAAUAGUAACAUUGUUCAUUCUCUAGCUGGCUGCCUAGUGCAUAGAGCUAAAGUGUAGUUUGGUGCUCUAUCUAAAUCCUGAGUAUUCCCUUUUUUCCUUGGCAUAUGUAGUGUGUGUGUAGUCAUAUUCCUUGUAUAAAAAGCCACAGCAUCUCAUUGAUGUAUUGUCAAUGCAUCAUCAAAAAGUACUUGUUUUUACAUUGCAGCUGUUUCUGCAGCAGUGUUAAACAUGUGUAACUAUGAUGAUCUUAAUCAGAGAUGCUCACUGCCAGUGGUUUUUCAAACCAACAAAAAAAACAAGGAAUUAUAUGGAAACACACAACUCAUAAAAGCUGGGAUGUUUGCAUAUGCUAACAACAAUGACAAAGAGAAGCCCACAUCAAAACUGUUGUGCUACAUUGGAUGCUGUCUGUAUAUCUAAUCGAUAUUCAGGAACAUGUUAAUGUGGGCUUGACUCUGUCAUGCAUUAUCUCUGUCAUGCAUUAAUGCAUAUCAUAUUUUAUUAAUUGCAAUGUGAUUAUGACUAUGAUCCUUUGAAAGUCUGCAGAAACAAACAACUGUUUAGUAAAGCAGCCAAUCAGUGUGCAGUUUCUCAUAGAAAUCUGAAUGUUUGAACAAUGAGCUAUAGCACCCUCUGUAUUUAUUUGGACAGUGAAGCUACAAUUAGUAAAUUUGGUUCUACUCCAGCAUUUUCAAUUUGAGAUCAAGUGUUUUAUAUGAGGCGACAGUACAGAAUGUCACCUUUUAUUUGAGAUUAUCUCUAUACAUAUCUGUUUUGCUGUUUACAAAUGAAUGCACUUUAUGUACAGUGCCUUCAGAAAGUAUUCCCACCCAUUUACUUUUUCCACAUUUUGUGUUACAGCCUGAAUUUUAAAAUGGAAUAAUUUGAGAUUUUGUGUCCCUGGCCUACACGUAAUACCACAAUGUCAAAGUUGAAUUUUGUUUUUAGAAAUGUUUACAAGUUAAUUAAAAAUGAAAAGCUGAAA